AAAAGAUUUGGUAGAUGUUUGAAGUUGAAAAUAUUUUAAAAUGUUUAACAGUUCUUUUUAUAUUACCUUACCGAGCAAUGCUUCGAUGAAACUGUAUCCUGAAAAUACUUUGGCAUCUUACACCAACAAACUUGCAAACAGAAUUACAUUGAAAGAAGAUGACUGGGAAGUAGCAUUGGUAGAGAUUCAAUACCCUGCUGUGUUCACUAAUAUUAAAAGUAAAGAUAUUUGGAUGAAAAUUGAACAUGAAGUAAAAGAUGAUUCCUCUACUACUGUGAUCAAUGUUGCUGAUGGUAUUUAUGACAACAUCGAAAGUCUUCUACUGCUUUUAAAUGAAAAAUUGAAAGGUCCACCAUCUAUGGGUUUUGAAUUUGAUUACUUCAGCAUAACAAACAGAGUAAAAUUAGAGAUUUCAGCAGCAAGAUUGACAGAAAUUCAUUCCAUUCUUCUUAGCCCCCUUCUGGCAAUAGUUUUAGGGUUUGCAUUACCAGAGGAAUUGGAAAAUUCAGUCACAUUCACAUUAUACACAGUUUUAGUUAAGGAAAUGAGUUCCAGUGCAAUUUUACAUGACCAGAUUGAAGAGAGUUUAGCAGACUCUAGAACCUCAUCACUUGCAGUACAAUCCCCUUUCCCUCCUAGCUUACAGUUUGAUGUUCCUCCACAUAUGUACAUUUACAGUGAUGUUGUAGCACCUAACUUUAUUGGUGAUACUUUGGCGCCUUUGCUAAGAAUUGUCAAAACUGGAGAAGUUGGAAAAAAUAUUAGUCACACAUUCACAGAACCUUACUAUAUACCAGUAUUGAAGCGAGAUUUUGAAACAGUUGAAGUAAAUAUAAGGAAGGACAGUGGCGAACUUGUUCCAUUCUUGUGUGGGAAGUUGAACGUGCGGCUGCAUUUUAGACGAAAUGGCUCGUUAUCGCAGAAAUCCAACUAAUGUUUUUGAUGAGUAUUACGAGUUACAAGCUGGUGGCAAUGGUAUGGCAUACUUUCAAGGCUCUCCUUAUCAAAGGGGGCAUGGCAUCGGUAGUUUUCUUGGUGGACUUUUUAGAGGCGCUUUACCAUUGCUUAAAUCUGGUGCAAGAGCUGUUGGAAAAGAAUUAUUACAGUGUGGUAUUAAUGUUCUUGAUGAUCUACCUGAGGCAACGUUGAAAGAUUCAGUCAAUACCCGCACUGGUAAGGCUGUUCAAAAAGGAUACCAAUUGAAGCAAAUCUAUGAAGUGUGGUCAUACAAGAGUACACAGUAUGAUAAAAACACCAAAAAAGGUGGAUUAUUUUCUGAAUACAUAGAUUUAUUCUCUACCAUAAAGCAGAAAUCGUCGGGAUACCCGCCCAAUGUAAGAACAGACGAGGAUAAGAAGAAGUUUGUAAAGGAAUUAUAUGACAGGGAGGGUAUAACUCUUAAAGUGGAUGAAAUCCAGUCUAACCCGGGACUGCGAUCACUAAGUAAACUGUGCCUGAAUAGUUUAUGGGGAAAGUUUGGCCAGCGUAAUAAUGUGGGCUCAACAACAAUUAUAGACUCCCAAGCCACCUUGUUUCAAUACUUGGAGGACCCAUCUAAAGAGAUUUCAAGCAUCAUGUUUAUGCCAGGUAGAGAUGGAAACGAUAUUGCCUACGUAAAUUGGAAAGUGAUUGAAGAAUGCGCGGAAGAUUCCAACUUCAUAAAUCCUAUAAUAUGUGCACAUGUAACUGCUGAGGCACGUCUGGUGUUAUAUGAGUACCUGGAAAAGUUGGGUAAUCGCGUGUUAUACUGUGACACUGACUCCAUAAUUUACACCGAGUUACCACAUGACCUUAAAAUUGAAACUGGACCAUUCCUUGGUCAAAUGGGAGAUGAGCUGGCUACAGAAUAUGGCGAGGGGGCCUAUAUAACUGAGUUUAUAUGUGGUGGACCAAAGAAUUAUGGAUAUUGCGUCAAAACAGCGAAAAAUGAAUAUAAAUAUGUUGUUAAGAUUCGAGGGAUCACAUUAAAUCAUCAAGUCUCCAAAUCAUUAAAUUUUGAAAAUAUGAAAGAAUUUAUCCUGAACCCUCCUCCAAAUCCUGUACAGGUAAAAUAUGAAAAUAAAAUUCAACGAAAAAGGCCGUUCAUGGUAAUAAACUACGAAGCAACUAAAAAAUAUGGAGAAGUUUCAUCCAAGAGACGAAAAGUGGGACUACGUACUCUACCUUACGGAUACAUUGACCCAGAUAUUGAUAUGGAUGAUCAAGAUUAAAAGUUAUGUCAAUAUUUUUUUUUUUUCAAUACACUACUGCUCCUCUUUUUUUUUUUUAAUACUCUGUAUUUUUGUAAUUAGGUAUAGUUAGGUACUAUUACUUGGUUCAUAUAAGUACUCUUACCUUAUACAUACGUUUUUUUUUCUUCUUUGCAUUAAU
This is a messenger RNA of Planococcus citri (citrus mealybug), 2370 nucleotides long. RefSeq lists its product as uncharacterized. NCBI's taxonomy places the organism in Eukaryota, Metazoa, Arthropoda, Insecta, Hemiptera, Pseudococcidae. The transcript is spliced from 3 exons. The record is from RefSeq and is a predicted model, not a curated record. Gene Ontology annotation, molecular function: DNA binding; DNA-directed DNA polymerase activity; nucleotide binding. Bases 906 to 2210 code for a protein of 434 amino acids. Gene Ontology annotation, biological process: DNA replication.